Messenger RNA from Physcomitrium patens, 5081 nucleotides. Lineage: Eukaryota; Viridiplantae; Streptophyta; Bryopsida; Funariales; Funariaceae. The record is from RefSeq and is a predicted model, not a curated record.
CCUGGAGAACUCUCAGACAAGUUUGUUUGGUUCACUGGGCUUGUAGUAGGAGAAGCUCUGCCACACCCCACCACCCAAACCAACAAUCAUGCCCAGAACAUCUGAUGACCAUGAAUUCUUGACGUUGCAUUCGCCAUCUCUCGCAGGCUCAAGCAUCCACACCAUAGCCAGCCUACCUCUCGAUCCUCUCGUUGUGCCUGCUGGCGUGUUUGCAUUUCGCGGCAUGGUUAUUGGAGCAUCUGGAUUUGUGUUUCGGCCUCUGUAGGUGGAGAUUGUGAGUUUUGGGGUAACUGUGCCGAGCAAGGGGUGUAGGGAAACUCUCCCGGAACUAUGUAGGGUAGUAGCUUCCAUAAGCAACUGUGUGUAUAGAAACGACUGACUAGGACGGGGGGUUGUUGGGGCACAACAUAAGGUUACGAGCUUUCGUGGGCAGAAGCAGAGGGGAGAUUAGAGGGUUGUGGGUUGGGGUUAGAGGUGAAGUCUGGGUUCAUCGGGGUUUUCGGACUUGGUCACGAGAAUUGGAAGUUUUUAGGCUGAAGGUAAUAAGUUGAGCGGAGUGGUGAGGCCGUCGGCUUUGAUGAGAAGAUUUGUAGGGUAUUGGAGAGGGGAUGACAAGAAUGGAGAAUGUGGAAGAUGAAGGACGCGGAGUUGAGGUCUGGGGUAUUAAUGAGAAAAUGCAUGUGUGGAACGGAAGACUAGAGUGAAGUUUCAGCAGGAAAUUUGAGAAGAAUAGAGGUAGUAUAACGUGUGUACGAAGGAAGCGGAACAAUGGCUUCGGAUGGGAUGAGUUCGACAGGGCUGUAUGGAGGAAGAAAAUCCUCGCAAUUCAAUAAUUCCACUCCUGUGCGUCUUCGAGUGUCAGCAUCUAUUAUGAACUGCGACGACCAAGAUGGCGAUGUGGAUUAUGCUGGCUCGAGGCCGCAAAGUCGCGGGAGCUCGCAUGCUGGAGAUAUCAAUCAGAAUCAGAGUGAGGGCAGUGAGAAUGGGAAUACUGUCCAUGGAGUGUUGGCAACAACCUUCUUUCCGUCUGAUCCGUUGGCUUCUGGCCCGGUUUUGGAGAAAUACCAGGUUGAAGCAUUUUUGAAGUCAAUGCAAAGAAUCAUUCAGAUUGGAGGAAGAAGAUCUUAUUUUGGCAAGAAAUUCUCAAUUUCUGGUCGAGACAGGUUCACGCUUGAAGACAUGCUAUCAUAUCAGAGAGUAAGCAACUCUGUCAGAUAUAUGUGGGGGGUUGUCUCAACAACAAUGGCUUCUCUCUUCCAUGACCCAAUACCUACUUCGUUGCUGCGACUGAAUAGUGAUUCAAUGACCCGGGCUGUUAAGCUCUUUCAGGUUAUCCUAAAGUAUACAGGAGCAGAUCUAGCUCCUGGAUCCCCUCCUCCCACCGUACAGGAACAAAUUGAUAUGGUGUUGAAGUUGUAUAAUUCUACCUUGAAACGGGCUGAGCUUCGGGAUGAACUGUUUGUACAACUUUCGAAACAAAUCCGCAACAAUCCAGAUAGGUCGAUGUUAUUGAAGGCGUGGGAGUUAUUAUUUCUCUGUGCUUCUGCAAUGCCUCCUACCAAAGACUUCGCUGCUCCUCUCUCGGAAUAUGUUCAUGACGUAGCCAAUACUCCCGGUGACACUGAAAUCCAAAGGAUUGCUUUGAAUACAUUGAAUGCUCUCAAGCGCUCUGUUAAAGGAGGACCUCGAAGGAUAACUCCGACUGCAGAGGAGAUUGAAGCUCUUUUGGAGAGUAGAAACUUGACCACUUUAGUAUAUUUCUUGGACGACACAUUCGAAGAAAUCACUUACGACAUGACGUCAACCAUUGCUGAUGCUGUCGAGCAAUUAGCAGGUAUUAUCAAGCUGGCAUCUUCGAGCACUUUUGGUCUCUUCGAGUGUCGAAAGUCUGUAACUGGCUCGAAAAUCAGUGAUUCUGGAAAUGAGGAACACAUUGGGCUUGAUGACAACAAAUAUAUCGGUGAUAUCGUUGCGGAGUUUAAGACUAUAAAAGAAAAAGCCAAGGGAGAGCUACAAUGUAGAUUAUUAUUCAAAAAACGCCUUUUUCGGGAAUCAGAUGAAGCUAUCGUAGACCCUAUGUUUGUUCAACUGUUAUAUGUACAGUCACAACAUGACUACAUGCUUGGAAAUUAUCCAGUUGGUAGAGAUGAUGCAGCACAAUUGGCAGCCCUGCAGAUAUUGGUCGACAUUGGUCCAGUUCCGAAUCCAGAAUCUACCACGGAUUGGCAAGCACUGCUGGAUCGUUCUUUACCGAAGCAGAUAGCUGUUACUCGUGCCAGACGGGACUGGGAACUUGACAUCCUGAAUCGAUAUCAAGCUACUACACAUCUAUCAAAGGCUGAGGCUCGGCAGCAAUUGCUUCGCAUUCUCCGGUCACUCCCUUAUGGAAAUUCGGUGUUCUUUACUGUUACAAAAAUUGAGGACCCUAUUGGAUUGCUGCCAGGGCGGAUUAUUCUUGGCAUCAACAAGCGUGGGGUGCAUUUUUUCCGACCUGUGCCUAAAGAGUAUUUGCAUUCAGCUGAACUGCGCGACAUUAUGCAAUUUGGUAGCAGCAACACAGCCGUCUUUUUCAAAAUGCGUGUAGCGGGUGUACUGCAUAUUUUUCAGUUUGAGACUAAGCAGGGGGAAGACAUUUGCGUAGCACUUCAGACACACAUUAAUGAUGUUAUGUUGCGGCGAUACUCCAGAAACAAAAAUAUUCCUAAUGGGCAGGUAUCAAAUGAAGUGGAUACGACUGCUACACUAAGUACUAAACCUGCAGGUCUUGAAGUUUACGAAAAGCAUGUACAAGAGAUGUCAAAGCUGUUGGAGGAGUCCCAGAGGAAAAUAGAUCAGCUUUCAGAAGCGAUUAGAAUUAAAGACAAAAGAGAGACUCUAGUGAUGGAAGAGCUGGCAGGAUUGCGCGAUUCUCUUCGUGCGGAGGAACAAACUCAUUCUGAGAUUGCAGAAGAGCGAGAGCGAUUGACCAAGCAACUGGUGGACAUGGAGGGUGCCUUGCAGGUAGCGCUUACUGAGAAAGCCUCAUUGAUAGCAUCAGUAGGCGGUAGUCAACCUGGCGAUGAUGCUACAAGUGACAUGAGUGAUUACGAGACUUCUAUACGAAAGGCCCCUACUGUUCGCGCUAGAAGAGACAGAGAUUUCCUUUCUUCUGUUGGAAAAGAAAGAAAAGAUGAUCAGAUCCGCACUCUCGAAAAUCAGAUUAAAGAAAUUCGUGCGGAGGUAAGGCUUAAGACCGAAGACUUGAGGAAACAUGAGGACAAGGCAAAGAAUUUGCUGAAAGACAAACAGCUUCUUGAGCAGAAGAUCGGGCGCUUAGAAAAGAACAAAGUUGAUGAGACAAGAGGACUGGAGCACAAGUUCGAACAGGAGAGAGAUGAGCUUAGGGCAAGAGUAGCAGAAAAUGAGAAGAAAUUGCAAGAUCGAACGCAGGAGCUUAGUCUUGCAGAGCAACAACUCUCUAGCCGUAGUGGUGAAUUUGACACAUUACAAGCAAAUGUUAAGGAGCUUGAGGAGCUUCGGGAAAUGAAGGAGGACAUUGACAGAAAGAAUCUGCAAACAGCAGCCAUUCUGAAGAGGCAAGCAGAUCAGAUAGUAGAGUUACAGGCUUUAUAUAAAGAGGAGCAAAUAUUGAGAAAACGAUAUUUCAAUAUGAUGGAGGACAUGAAAGGUAAGAUACGAGUCUAUGCACGUUGGAGGCCGUUGAGCGACAAAGAGAUCAGAGAAGGUGAAAAAUUGAUGUUGACUUCUUGUGAUGAGUUCACAAUUGAGCAUCCGUGGAAAGAUGAUAAGAUCAAGCAGCACCAAUUUGAUCAUAUCUUUGAUCAAUUUGCUACUCAGGAGGAAGUUUUUGAGGACACCAAGUACUUGGUUCAGUCAGCCAUCGAUGGAUACAAUGUGUGUAUUUUUGCAUUCGGGCAAACAGGUUCCGGCAAAACCUACACAAUAUAUGGCUCCAAUAGCAAUCCUGGGCUUACCCCUCGAGUUACUCAGGAACUAUUCAACUGUAUGAAGCGUGAUUCCAACAAAUUCCAGUUUUCUUUGCAGGUCUACAUGCUAGAAAUAUACCAGGACACUUUGGUUGACCUACUUCAGCCCAAAUUUGGAUUUGGUGGUAAACCAAGGAAGCUCGACAUCAAGAAGGAUACUAAGGGCAUGGUGGUGGUUGAGAAUGCGACACUCAUCCCAGUGGUAACACGGGAAGAACUAGAUUCCGUCAUUGCAAAGGGCUUGGAAAAGCGGCAUACAUCCGGCACUCAAAUGAAUGCUGAGAGUUCACGGUCGCAUCUCAUACUAUCAAUAAUAAUUGAGAGUACCAAUCUGCAAAGCCAAGUGCUAAUGAAGGGCAAGUUGAGCCUUGUUGAUCUGGCUGGCUCAGAGAGAGUAAAGAAAUCCGGUUCUAGUGGGGAACAGCUGAAGGAAGCUCAAAGUAUCAAUAAGUCCCUUUCGGCUCUUGGAGAUGUUAUCAGUGCCCUGGCAACAGAUGAGCAGCACAUCCCUUAUCGGAACCACAAAUUGACUAUGCUUAUGAGCGAUUCUCUUGGCGGGAACGCCAAAGCUCUUAUGUUUGCCAACAUUUCUCCAGCUGGUUCCAACCUCGAGGAGACUCAUAACUCUCUUUGUUACGCUACUCGUGUGAGGUCCAUUAUCAAUGAUCCCAGCAAGAAUUUGACGACCAAGGAGAUCUUGCGUCUCAAGAAACAGGUACAAUUUUGGAAAGAAAGAGCUGGUAACCCUGGGGGUGAGGAGUUGGAAGAGGUUGUGGAAGAACGCUUGAAAUAUGCUGAGUGAGGUGUACAAAUAUUCGUUUAAUUUUACUGUGUCCACAUAUAUCGAAUGAACCUGAUCUGUGGCUGUGUGAAUAUUGCCCCAAUUAGAGGGGCAUUUGAUGACUUGAUUAAGCUCAGGAUUUUCCUUCCGCUAGCCUCAUUACGAGCAAGAAUUUCAACGAUUCAUUGAUUAGUGAAGUUGUCUAGCAGGUAAAGAACAUUAUAUCGGCCCGUCCUGCCCCAUUUCAUAGAGAGCAGUCUGAAAUCAGACUACAUUGUACUAAAGCUUUAGCAACACGUUUCACUUUCUCAUUA